AUGCGGAUCCUCAAGCUGGGCCUGGAUGCGGCUGGCAAGACAAUCAUCCUGUACAAGUUGAAGCUCAGCCAGUUGGUGACCACCAUCCCCACUGUGGGUUUCAACGUGGAGACAGUGACUUACAAAAACGUCAAGUUCAACGUAUGGGAUGUGGGCGGCCUGGACAAGAUCUGGCCACUCUGGCGGCAUUACUACACUGGGACCCAGGGUCUGGUCUUCGUAGUGGACUGCGCCGACCGUGACUGCAUUGACGAGGCCCGCCAGGAGCUGCACUGCAUUAUCAAUGACCGGGAGAUGAGGGACGCUAUAAUCCUCAUCUUUGCCAACAAGAAACCCCACGAGAUCCAGGAGAAACUGGGCCUGACCUGGAUUAGGGACAGGAACUGGUAUGUGCAGCCCUCCUGUGCCACCUUGGGGGACAGACUCUAG
Capra hircus (goat) is the source of this 429-nucleotide messenger RNA. RefSeq names its product ADP-ribosylation factor 6-like. The coding region runs from base 1 to 429 and encodes 142 amino acids. The record is from RefSeq and is a predicted model, not a curated record. Lineage: Eukaryota; Metazoa; Chordata; Mammalia; Artiodactyla; Bovidae. Gene Ontology annotation, biological process: vesicle-mediated transport; intracellular protein transport. Gene Ontology annotation, molecular function: GTP binding; GTPase activity. Gene Ontology annotation, cellular component: cytoplasm. The transcript has a single exon.